Molecule: messenger RNA, 1803 nt
Organism: Notothenia coriiceps (black rockcod)
Lineage: Eukaryota; Metazoa; Chordata; Actinopteri; Perciformes; Nototheniidae
Gene: ttc7a
Product: tetratricopeptide repeat domain 7A
Exons: 16
Biological process (GO): protein localization to plasma membrane; phosphatidylinositol phosphate biosynthetic process
Cellular component (GO): plasma membrane
Molecular function (GO): protein binding
Source: RefSeq, a predicted model, not a curated record
UGGGCUGAAUUUUUUUCUUUUGCUACAGAAACACAUGACCCCUGGCCAUGACUAUGGGUUGCUGCUGAUGGCAGAGGCGCUACUGGAGGAGAGCCUGCAGGAAAACAAGGACCUAUUACGGAGCUCCACACCUUUGAUCGACAAGACCCAGCCCAGACUGUGCCUGGCCAAAGGCCACCUCAACUCUGUCCUCAGCCGAGGCCAUCUCACACCCAGGUACUUGAACGAGGCUCUGCUGAUGAUGGCCAAAGUGCACUUUGUGCAGGGUCGCUACCGGGACGCCCAGGGAAUGUGUGCCAGGGUGGGACUGGACGAGCUAACGCGGGAUGAGCAGCCGACCUACCAUCUCCGCCUGCUGGCCGAGGCUUUUGUCAUGAAAGGUCUUUCUCUGGACCAUCAGACGGUCUCCGCAGUGUCUCGUGUCCGCCUGUCAGAGAGGGAGGAGGAGAGUCUGUGCUGUUACCUGAGGGCGUGUGACGCUGCUCUGUCUUACCUGCAAGAGCUCGAUAAGACAAUAUCAACGCCUCACAGUAAGACAGCCAAAUCCAGUACGCUCCCUCAACCUGUGGAAAUGGACCUGGGCUACUUCCUGCAGGCGUCCUUACAGAGCGCGUACCUCUGUCUGCUGCAGAGGGGUCAUCUCGCACAGGGUGCUCACCAACUGCGUAGGGUGCUCAGGGUGGUGGAGUCACGAGGGUCCCAGAGCUUCAGGAAGUCUGCAGCGAGGAAGCUAGCAGAGGUGCUGCUGAGCUUUGUGAGUGAGGACAGCUACUGGCCCCCGCUGGGCCCCCCACCCUCAGCCUGGCUCCACAGAGAGGGGGCCGCCGCCUUCAAAGACGCCGUCUACCCCACUGUUAAACCACCGCAGCGCUACAGCACCGACAGUUGCUUCUGUCCUCAGGACGUGGUGGAGGAGGCUGUGUUGUUGCUGCUCAUCACCGAGUCCAUGGCCAGCGGAGACGCGGUGAUCAGUCGUCUUCCAGACCAGGCCGAAGCCCGUCAGAGCAGCCUGCAGGAUGCCACCUCCGUGUAUGACCUGCUCACCCUCGGCAUGGCCAGGAGGGGGCAGUAUGGCAUGCUGUCUGAGUGUCUGGAGCGAGCCAUGAAGUUUUCAUUCAACGAGUUCCACCUCUGGCACCAGCUGGGCCUGUCACUCAUGGCAGCCAGGAAGGGGGUCGGUGCUGUGUCUGUAUUUAAAGAGUGUGCCAGGAUGAGACCAGAGGACCCCUCGUUGCCGCUAUUGGCUGCUAAAGUCUGCAUUGGUCAACUGCAAUGGUACGGGGAGGCUGAGGAUCUGUCGCAGAGUGUGGUGUCCAUGGGGGAAGAAGCAGGAGAAUUUCUACCCAGAGCCUACCUUUCCCUGGGACUGUGCUGUAGUUUGCAGGCCUCUGAGGCCUCUCUAAAAGCUGAUCGUAAUGAGUUCAACAAAAAAGCGCUACGAGCAUUGAGCAAGGCUCAUUCAUUAGACCCUGAGGACGCUCUGAUAGCGAUGUACCUGUCUCUGCAGCUGGCACUUGUGCGGCAGGUUUCAGCAGCCAUCGAGCCCCUGCAGGCAGCUUUAUCUCUCCGUGGGGACGACUUACACUCCCUCCACCUGCUGACGCUGCUGCUGAGCGCCCAGAAACACCAUCGUCAUGCCCUGGACACCCUGAACCUGGCCCUCAGCCAGCACCCCGGCAACUUCAACCUGCUGUUCACCAAGGCGAAACUUCAAGAGGCCCUGUUUGGCCCGACAGUAGCCUUGCAGACCUGUGAGGAGAUGCUGCAACACUGGCUCAGCCGCUAUGAUGUCAGCCGAUCCAG